AUGAAAGUAUUCCAUAUGGAGAAGAGCCAUCUCGAAUGGGUCAUUGGAAAUUCACAAGUGAACACCGAAACCAAGAUAUCACAAUUUUCCAGCCCCACCAAAUCAAAACCCAUAGAGGCUAUUCAUAAUCUAAACAGGGAAUCUACUCAGAAGAAAGAUAGGCUUUUCGAAAAAUGCUGGGCAUUAUGGACCCAGCUUUUGUCUUUUGAUAUCAACAAGGGCCUUAUUGGAGCAGUAUACCACUCGGUUUACACUCCCGCAAAGUCUGUUGCGAAGAUGAUUUUUGUUGUUUUUGUUCUGAUUCCACUAAAUGUGAGCUGGGUCAUCUUUUGCUUGUUCUCGUUUGUUCCUCGUGUAUUGAUCAAGAUCUUUGUGGUCGCUCCAAUUCUGAUCGUGGCAGAUUACAAGAAAGAUAGCGAGUACAAGUCAUACAAAGAAUAUCGAGCAACUCAUGAGAUACCGGUUUUCAAAGAAAAUGCAUCUACCACCAUUGCAAAUAAGCUACUUGAACGCAUCAAUCGUGCAGAUUCCAAAGAUUAUGUUAGUGCUUAUCAAAGAUGA
Molecule: messenger RNA, 561 nt
Organism: Clavispora lusitaniae ATCC 42720
Lineage: Eukaryota; Fungi; Ascomycota; Pichiomycetes; Serinales; Metschnikowiaceae
Source: RefSeq, a predicted model, not a curated record